Messenger RNA from Ziziphus jujuba (common jujube), 1867 nucleotides. Its product is annotated as aldehyde dehydrogenase family 3 member F1. Bases 135 to 1589 code for a protein of 484 amino acids. NCBI's taxonomy places the organism in Eukaryota, Viridiplantae, Streptophyta, Magnoliopsida, Rosales, Rhamnaceae. The transcript has 10 exons. Gene Ontology annotation, biological process: aldehyde metabolic process. Gene Ontology annotation, cellular component: cytoplasm. Gene Ontology annotation, molecular function: aldehyde dehydrogenase (NAD+) activity. The record is from RefSeq and is a predicted model, not a curated record.
UUGGUUGUGGCUUUUAAAGCGUGCAUAUAAAAAAAAAUUGUAUAGAAAAAGAGAAGAAGAAACAACUGGGUGACAAAAAAGACCAUAGAAACCCAAGUCCUGAUUUCUGAGAUCUUGUUAAGGUGUUGAUCAACAUGGAAGCAAAGAUUGAAGUAUUAGAAGAAAGCUUGGCUGAGGUGAGGAAAACCUUUAGAAGUGGCAAAACUCGAAGUGUUUCAUGGAGAAAAAACCAACUUCGAGCACUAAUUCAGCUCAUCAACGACAAUGAAGACAAGGUUAUGAAAGCACUGUAUGAUGAUCUUGGGAAACACCCUGUUGAAGCUUAUAGGGACGAGGUUGGAGUAGUGCUAAAAUCUAUCAACUAUGCUUUGAACAAUAUAGACAAAUGGACGGCCGCUAAAAAGAGUUCAUUGCCAUUGCUUUUCUUUCCUGCAAAAGGAGAAGUCCUGCCUGAACCGUUUGGCGUUGUUGUCAUAUUUUCAUCUUGGAACUUCCCUAUAGCAAUGGCAUUGGACCCUUUGAUAGGAGCAAUAUCGGCAGGAAACACAGUGGUUAUUAAACCUUCAGAACAAGCCUCAGCAUGCUCUGCUUUUCUUGCCCAUUAUAUCCCUCUUCACAUGGACAGCAAGGCCAUCAAAGUCAUUGAAGGUGGAGCAGAAAUCAGUGAACUAUUACUGCAGCAAAAAUGGGACAAGAUAUUCUUUACUGGAAGUCCUCGAGUAGGGCGUAUUGUAAUGACUGCAGCUGCAAGGCACUUAACACCCGUCACUCUAGAGCUUGGUGGAAAAUGCCCUACCAUUCUAGAUUCCCUCUCGGAUCCUAGAGAUAUUAAGGUGGCGGUCAAAAGGAUUGUUGCAGGGAAAUGGGGACCUUGCAGUGGACAAGCAUGUAUAGGAGUGGAUUAUAUGCUUGUUGAGGAGAAGUUUGCUCCUGUUUUUAUAGAGUUAGCACAGGGAAUAAUCAAGAGAUGUUUUGGUGAAAUCCCAAAAGAAACAAAGAGAAUGGCUAGAAUUGUGAAUAAGCACCACUUUGAGAGACUGCGGAAUCUUAUCGAGGACCCUCUUGUUGCGGAUUCCAUUGUAUAUGGCGGUUCUCUAGAUGAAGAGAAUCUGUUCAUUGAGCCAACAAUCUUGUUAAAUCCUCCCCUUGAUGCUGAGAUCAUGACUGAAGAAAUCUUUGGGCCAUUGCUACCUAUAAUCACUUUGAGAAACAUUCAGGAAAGCGUUGAAUUCAUAAACAGCAGGCCAAAGCCUCUUGCCAUUUAUGCAUUUACCAAGAAUGAAGCAUUGAAGGGAAAAAUUUUAUCAGAAACAUCUUCAGGAAGUGUGACUUUCAACGAUGUCAUGGUUCAAUUUCUUUGUGAUGAGCUACCAUUUGGUGGUGUUGGACAGAGUGGGUUUGGGAGGUACCAUGGAAAGUAUUCAUUUGAGACCUUCAGCCAUGAAAAAGCAGUCAUGCAUGGAAGCUUCUUUCCAGAAAUAGGCCCUAGAUAUCCUCCAUGGAAUGACUUCAAGCAGAAAUUUAUCCGACUGGGAUACGCACUUGACUACUUUGGACUACUUCUGCUUCUCCUGGGGAUUAAAAGAUAGCCACGUAUAUAUAAUAUACCAAUGUUAAUUACUCCACGGCAGUCAGUCACUGUUAUUCAUUAUAGGAGUAAAAGGAUUUGAAAUGUGUUAAUAAACGAAUAAUUACUCCACGGCAGUCAGUCACUGUUAUUUAUUAUAGGAGUAAAAGGAUUUGAAGUGUGUUAAUAAAUGAACCACCUUCUAGCUGCUUGAUUAAGUUUAUCAUCAUCGUUUGCCGCCGUGCUUCUUUGUACCAUGCAACAUAAUUCUUCUAUGAAAUAAAAUUAUCUUUUUAAUUC